Drosophila montana is the source of this 1320-nucleotide messenger RNA. RefSeq names its product probable basic-leucine zipper transcription factor Q. The transcript has 2 exons. Bases 150 to 1010 code for a protein of 286 amino acids. Lineage: Eukaryota; Metazoa; Arthropoda; Insecta; Diptera; Drosophilidae. The record is from RefSeq and is a predicted model, not a curated record.
UCGCUCGCUCGCUUAAUCAGAUUGGAUUUCGAAUUUCAGAAUUUAUUUCUCGUUUGAAUUUUUAGCUUGCCGUAAAACUGCAAGAUUUCGACAACGUUUGCUAAAUUGUAAUUUUGUUUGAAACUAAAUUCCGCAGAAGCUGGCAGAAAAUGAGAGCUGUCAAAACUAGCAGAAAUGGUGGUCGACUGCAAAAUCCAACUCAAUUCGCCGGACUUACGCCCGCGGGAAUACAAUAUUCAGCUGCGUAUCCGCAGCAAGCCAUUGCAGCUCACAGCAAGUCAAAGCCAGCGACAGCUGUCGGCAGCCAACAGCAACAACAAUUGCAGCAGCAGCAGCAGCAGCAACAAUAUCUGGCACAGCAACAGCAGCAGCAACAACUGCAGCAACAGCAGCACCAACAGCAGCAACAGCUGCAAUCAGCUAAUCUACCCAGCUAUGCGGACCAGAUGCAAGCCGCCUUCCUUGAUUACCAGCGUCAGCGAUUGGAGUUUGAGCAGCAGCAACAGCAGUUGCUGCAAAAGCUCUACACCUACUAUCCCGAUGUCUCCGGCCAGCAGCAGCACCAACUGCAGCAUGAACAGCAGCAGCAGCAGCCGCAACAGCCGCAACAGUCGUCAACAGUCGGCAGUUCCAAUGUUGCAGGGAAUCGAUACUUUGCACGCCAAUCCACGUCAGCUUUUGGGAACAGCAACGGAUUGCAGCCGCAGCAACAACGCCAGCAGCAGACACAGCUGCCGCAGUUGCACACAACAUCAUCCGGCGGACUGGGCAAUUUCUACUCGACCCAGCAGCACAUGGGAUUCCUGCAGCAGCAGCAGCAAGAUGUGCUGCGCGAUCAGCAGCAGAAUGUUGCGCAACAGUUCGCCACCGGCCAACUGGCACCCAGCACCACAACCAACUACGGCAUGGCAGUGCCCGAGACCUCCGUUUUGGGUUCUCCAUCGUAUCAACCUUCGUCAGCCGUAUCCCAUGUGAGAUUCUCCAGCGGCAAUCUCAACUACAACUUCUAAGGCACACGCUCCCCGAAUCAAUUCCACAAUAUGCCAGGCUCUGCUGCAUCCCGCUGCCAGCUCGCCACCCAGUGGACAAGUGGACCGACCGGUGGACCCAGAAACUCAACUGACCAACUAACUGAUAAUCGACCUCUGUUUUUUUUUUGUCGCUCUUUUUUUUUUUGCUCGCACUUAGUUUUAAUUUAUUCUAAUCUCGUAAUAGUCAUUAUUAGUAAUAUCCUUUUUUUUUUUUGUAACUAUGUGAACAUUUUGCAGCAGCGUAGCUAUGAGUCAUACAUUGUCUAAAAUUAAAAUUCAAAAAUCAGAA